AUGAAUAUUGUGAAAUUAAUGCAAAUGGCUUCUGUCCAACAACAAUGUCUUAACAUCCCGUUAAGUCAAGUCGAAAACCUCGAACUGGAAUUUAUCAAGGUAUUUCCUCAAUUUUUGGACCUUCAUUCCAAAAAUCAAGAUAAUAAGCAAACACUGGAAAUGGUUUUAUACAAUCAUGUUAUGCCUGUGGCUCUUGAAUUAAUCCAUGCAAAAUUUGAAAAACCAACCACAAAAACUAAAGCUCAAGCGUACAUUGAAGCAAGAAGCAGGUACCUUAAAGAAAGAAUGAAGAACCUUAGGUGGAUCACAUGA
Molecule: messenger RNA, 312 nt
Organism: Halteromyces radiatus
Lineage: Eukaryota; Fungi; Mucoromycota; Mucoromycetes; Mucorales; Cunninghamellaceae
Exons: 1
Coding region: 1-312 (103 amino acids)
Source: RefSeq, a predicted model, not a curated record